Molecule: messenger RNA, 2140 nt
Organism: Scylla paramamosain (green mud crab)
Lineage: Eukaryota; Metazoa; Arthropoda; Malacostraca; Decapoda; Portunidae
Exons: 4
Coding region: 1608-2042 (144 amino acids)
Source: RefSeq, a predicted model, not a curated record
CUCUCUCUCUCUCUCUCUCUCUCUCUCUCUCUCUCUCUCUCUCUCUCUCUCUCUCUCUCUCUGUCUCUGUUUAUACAGAUAGAUACAGAUAGAUAGAUGUACACAGAUACAGACUUGUGCUUGUGGAGUAUAAAUGUAAGAGCAUGAAGCACAGUGUGUCUCUCCCCACAGGCACCUCCCGCCUCGCGCCUUCCUUCCUCCCGUCUCCCGGAGUGUACACACCUGCACUCUUGAGGCUGCUGGCGAGAAGAACUGUGUCCCAAGCCCUCCACCAUGGCCGCCGCUCCGAAAGUUUGCGUCCGUCGCGCGAAGCUCAUCUUCCUGAUGGAGAACGCAGGCAAGGACGUCUUGACCUUCGUGUUGAAGCGCGGCGCGCUGAACGCCCCCGCCACGCCGCCAGGCCAGUCCCUCAUUGACUACCUUGACAACCUCCCUCAAGGCUCGACAGCCAACUAUGGCAGGAUGAGUAACAAACAAAAGAAAGCAGCACUGAACCACAGUUCAGUGCUGCUUAUCCUCUGACGUGACUACUUUAUUCAUUAUUUUUUGUAUCAUCAGCGAACUUAGAUACUUUACAGGUGAGGUCCUCAUCGAUAUCAUUAACGUAAAUAAGGAAAAGAACAGGGCCGAGCACAGAUCCCUGUGGUACACCACUUAAAACUUCUCGCCAGUUUGAAAAUGUACCAUUUAAAACAACGCGCUGCUUUCUCUCAGACAGCCAGUCUGAGACAGCCAAUUGAGAAGUUUUCCAUUUAUACCAUAUGACUUCAAUUUAGCUAGUAGCCGGAACUUUGUCAAAAGCUUCUUGAAAAUCUAGAUACACUAAAUCUACUGCCUUUGUUUCGUCGUAAAUGGUGAAAAUAUCAUUAAAGAAAUCAAGAAGAUUAGUUAGACAAGAACGUCUGUUUCGGAAGCCAUGCUGUGAGUCAUUGAUUAAAUCAUUUAUAUGUAGAUAGUUCACUACAUUGUUGCAAUUUACUGUUUUCAUCAGUUCACAUACUACAGAUGUAAGGCUGAUAGGGAUGUAGUAGGAAGAAGAGGAGGAGGAGGAGGAGGAGGAGGAGGAGGAGGAAUAAGAGAACGAAGAGAAAAAGGAGAGCUAGAAGGAAGGCGAGAAAAGGAGGAGGAAGAGGAAGAUGAAGAGGAGGAGGAAGAAGAACAAAAAGACGAGGAAAAGGAGAGCUAGAAGGAAGGCGAGAAAAGGAGGAGGAAGAGAAAGAUGAAGAGGAGGAGGAAGAAGAACAAAAAGACGAGGAAAAGGAGAGCUAGAAGGAAGGCGAGAAAAGGAGGAGGAAGAGGAAGAUGAAGAGGAGGAGGAAGAAGAACAAAAAGACGAGGAAUAAGAGGAAGAUGAGGAGGAGGGGGACGAAGAAGAACAGGAAGAGGAGGAGUGAGGAGGAGGAGGAGGAGGAGGAGGAGGAGUUAUCUUUAUCAAUACUAUUAUGGAACAGUGAAUAAAGAAAUUAAUAAACAGAUAAGUAGUGUGUGUGUGUGUGUGUGUGUGUGUGUGUGUGUGUGUGUGUGUGUGUGUGUGUGUGUGUGUGUGUGUCCAGGCAGCACACAGGUGCACAACACUCGGCCAUUACAGGAGUCACCUUGAGAGGUUCAUGGGUCACUUAAGUGGUGCCGGCACACAGCUGCUGCAGGAGUGGCGGGACCUGGGGGUGCUCAGCCUGGCCGUGUGUGACCAAGACGCCCAAGAGGUUCUGGCCGCCAUCAGCGCCGUCCACGUGUCAUUGCCUCGGCUACACAUCCUCUGCCUACACGUCCCCGUGGGUGCCGUGAGGACACAGGCGUGCACCACACGGCUGCCUGGCUGCCCAGGGGUGUUCCUCGUGUUGUCUGGCGUGGACGAGAGGCUGCUGGAGGAGGCGGCCCAGAUAGCACAGCUCCUGCAGCCCACACAGCGCCCACUGGCAGCGGGGAUGGGUCGGAGUGUGAGCCGUGUGAGCGACUCAUCAAAAGCUACCCCAUCUGGUUCCUGCCUGACUUACAGCGAUCCGGCGCCGUUCACCUCCUGCAGGGCAAGGACGAAGGGGUAGGUGGCGUCACUUGUCCGUAUCCGGUUGUGUCGAGUUGAUAGAUGGAGGAAUUGAGUUUUUGAGGCAUUGAACAAUACCAAGUUUGCUCUGCCCCAAUC